CAUCGAAACCCGCCAGUUAGUUCAGCCCCAACGUGCAAAGUGAUCGUCAGUGAUUAUCCCUGUUAAUUAAUAAAGUUUUCACAAUGGGCCUGAAGUUCCUCACUCCCACGCAGAAGAAAUUUUACGAGGAGAACGGAUACGUCAAGCUGUCGAACGUUUUUACUCCCAAAGAAUUUCAGGAAAUUUCUGACGCCUAUGACGAUAUUUUUACCCGAAAACAAAAGGAACAUGUGGCGGAGAUGGAAAGCUCUUGGGGUGGCAAGGAGAUGAAGAGAUUGGCGGAAAAUAGAGACUAUACGGUAAAGGCAGUUCACGCCCUCCAGCUGCACAGCGCAGUAUUCACCCGCCUUCUGGUGAACCCGAAGCUCCUCGACGCCCUGGAGGACAUAAUGGAGACCCCCAACAUUCUCCUGCACCACACGAAGGCUCACCUAAAGCCUCCUGAGACAGGUGCUCCUUAUCUGAUGCAUCAGGACUACCCGUACUUUCCCUUCAAGAAGCACUCGAUGCUCGCGGUAUUCCUCCACCUCGACGACACGACCCCCGAGAACGGAGGUCUUGCCGUCUACCCAGGGAGCCACAAACUCGGCCCUUUGAAGCCUCACACCUCUCACGAUGAGCAAAAUGGAACAACUUUUUAUGUGGAUCCUGAAAAGUAUCCUCUGAACAAGGCCACCCCCGUCACCGCCAAAAAGGGGGAGAUUGUUAUUUUUUCGUAUUUAUUGCUGCACGGCUCCUACCUGAACCUGUCGGAGAGACCGCGCAGGAUGUUCCUGGCGCAAAUCAGGGCUGCUGAUGACGAACCCACUGAAGACGUUCACAAGUCGCCCUGUCAUGACAUGGUCCUCAGGGGGAGGAAUGUGGGACGAGAGGCGAGGAUGAAAGACCGGUAUAUUCAUUGAUUUCUUCGAAGAUGGGGUCCAUUAGAACCUGAUUCCCUUGAUUGGAAAAAUGAAAUUGAUUGUAAAUAUUAAACAAAGUCUCUUUGAAAUGA
This is a messenger RNA of Diachasmimorpha longicaudata, 994 nucleotides long. Its product is annotated as phytanoyl-CoA dioxygenase, peroxisomal-like. The record is from RefSeq and is a predicted model, not a curated record. NCBI's taxonomy places the organism in Eukaryota, Metazoa, Arthropoda, Insecta, Hymenoptera, Braconidae. The transcript is spliced from 2 exons. Bases 84 to 902 code for a protein of 272 amino acids. Gene Ontology annotation, molecular function: phytanoyl-CoA dioxygenase activity. Gene Ontology annotation, biological process: fatty acid alpha-oxidation.